Messenger RNA from Opisthorchis viverrini, 427 nucleotides. RefSeq lists its product as hypothetical. The transcript is spliced from 4 exons. The annotation marks the transcript as partial. The record is from RefSeq and is a predicted model, not a curated record. Lineage: Eukaryota; Metazoa; Platyhelminthes; Trematoda; Opisthorchiida; Opisthorchiidae.
AUGCGAGUGCAAAGAUAUCUGCUUCGUGGAUGGAUAGUUAAUUUCAUACAGUUACUGGUUCUCGGCGCUUUGCUGUUUCAGCAAAUCUCGGUGUGGGCAAUACCAGUACUACGGUCGUCUCCCAGGACCGGACCGGUCCAAACAGAACGCCUUGGUCUAUGUGUGGAAAAGACAGUACCUGAGGAACUAGUCCAGAACGUCCGCGCAUUUCAUACCUGUUCGGAGGAUGACUAUAUGCUUUCAGGUGGCAGAAGAUACUACUUUGAAAAUUCUUUUCAGACGCAAGCCACGACAAUGUACUAUGCUCAACUACCCAUACAUUUUAUGCAGUACAAGUUAAUUCUCGUGUACCCACCCCUAUUUUACGCCAGCACUUUGCUUUCUAUUUCCCUCCUUUCAGCUUCUACUUUAAGCCCAUCUGAAAAAC